Molecule: messenger RNA, 567 nt
Organism: Uncinocarpus reesii 1704
Lineage: Eukaryota; Fungi; Ascomycota; Eurotiomycetes; Onygenales; Onygenaceae
Exons: 2
Coding region: 1-567 (188 amino acids)
Source: RefSeq, a predicted model, not a curated record
AUGCCGCUUUUGGCUGCUGCCGCGCCAGCGCCAGAGCCACAGCAGUCAGGGUCGCCAUAUCCGCCAAAAAUUGUAGUGAUGGCCUCCCGGUCCGGCUCUCCAAUUCAUCUAUCACCGAUGAAUGCUGGAGGCCGUGCAUUCUCGCUAGGAGGUCCGACGCAGACCUACUGCCCCGUACAGGUUGGAGACGCCUGUCCCCCGGGCGAGCAGACGGUGAUUGCAGGUCUCAGUUCUCUGGAUGUGCUAGUACCAGGGGGGCAGCAGAUGUACGUGGAGCCCAGCGGUGCUGUGGGCUUCACACAGGCCCAUUCGGCAGCAAUUCCGCCCGGGUCUUAUAUCGGCGGAUUCACGUACGCGCCGGGGCCCAACUAUGGCGUUUAUUCGUUCAAGGGAUGGGACGCCGACGGGUUCAUGGGUUGCCCAAACCCGAAGUCGGGAUUCUAUCAAGUAUUUGCGAAUAUGAAGAACGCAACCGUGCCAACCGGAAACAUCAAAGACUGCCUGAGCUUUACAGCACUGGCCGUCAACUAUACCGGUCCCAGCCCGGCCGCUUGGCAGUAUGUUUAG